This is a messenger RNA of Closterium sp. NIES-65, 768 nucleotides long. Lineage: Eukaryota; Viridiplantae; Streptophyta; Zygnematophyceae; Desmidiales; Closteriaceae. The record is from the annotation of a GenBank genome assembly.
AUGCGCUUCCACCCUUGCGCUUUCCCCGCCUUUUGCGCUUCCGCCCGUGCGCUUUCCCCGCUUGCUGCGCUUAUCCGGCUCUUCCGCCUGCCAUACCCCCCAAUGUCUCCACCCUUCCGCUCCCCACUCCUCCCCCUCCUCUCCAGAAAUACAAAAUACGAGCAUCUGAUAGGGAAGCGGGAGGGGCAGAAGGUUCUGUGGGAUGCAAAGUACGAGCAUCUGAUAGAGAAGCAGAAGGUUGUGCAGAAGGUUGUGCGGGGUGCAGUACGGUACAGUGAGCGUUAUUCCAGGCUGACCGUUCCCCCCUGCUCCUCCCCCCCUCUCCAGAAGUACGAGCAUCUGAUAGAGAAGCGCGAGGGACAGAAGGUGGUGCGGGAUAUGGGGGGAGGGGAAGGGGAGGGGGAAGGGGGAGAGGGGGAGGAAGCAGGAGGAGGAGCGGGGGGGGUAGGGGGAGCGGUAGCAGGAAGGCAGACAACACAUGAUGACGAUGGUUGCGGGUGGGGGGGAGUGGUGGGGGUGGGGAUGGGGAUGGGGGUGGUGAUAGGAAUGAGCUUGCAGGUGGGGGGGAGUGGUGGGGGAAGUGGUGGGGGGAGUUUUGGGGGGAGUGGUGGGGGGAGUGGUGGGUGGGGGGAGUGGUGGGGGUAUGGCAGGCAGCAGGAGGGCAGAUGGCACAUGAUGACGAUGGUGAGUGGGGGAUGGGGAUGGGGGUGGGAAUUGGGUGGCGUGUUGUGGGGAGUGAUGGGGUUGGGAAUAUGGGUGGGCGAGUAA